GCCUGGUGGGCAAUGUAGAGCAGUGCUGCAGUGGUCCAUCAAAUACAGAUAUGUUUCAUUAUUAUUUAUUUUGUUAUUAUAUUUGAGAAUUACCUUCAUUAGUGAGACAGACCAUGAACAGAUAGAAGAAGAGGGAGGGAGUUACCUGACCAAAAGAGAGGAUUGUGCAUGCAUGUUUUUCGGUAAAAGUUAAGGGUACCUGAUUUUGAUGAUCAGUCGAUGUUGAAAGUGGGAAGAAGAGGUUUAGGUGAGUUGUGAAAGCAGUAAAAUCUUGAAAGUUUCAGCCUUUUAAUUUCACUCCAACCCCUUCUUUUCUCCUAGCUCCCUCAAAAUCCUACCACAGCUAAUGAGUUCAUUGCGGUUUCAAUUACCUAACCGUCUCAACUUGCUCUUCCUCAUUUUUGCAAUCUUGUGGACUUGUCAUGAGGCAGUAACAGACACACUCAAACCAGGGGACACUCUCAAUUCCUCAAGUUUCUUAGUUUCUGCAAAGGGGAAGUUCACUUUGGGUUUCCAUGUAAUUAAUCCAAAUUCCAAGUCCAGCUACCUAGCCAUAUGGCAGAACUACCUAAACACAUGGCAGAAGACAGGUAAAAGUCACGCAUGGAUUGGCAACAGAUACUCACCAAUAGUAGACCCUUUGGGAGUUCUGACAUUGGACGUCAAUAAAACAUUGAAAAUUAUGCACAAAGGUGGGGAUCCUGUGGUGCUUUACCCUGCUUCUGGACCUACCAGUAUUAACAGUAUUAGUAGUGUUGUGGCAACUCUAUUGGAUUCUGGAAAUUUUGUCAUGCAAGAACUGAACCCUGACGGAUCAAUGAAGCGUGUACUGUGGCAAAGUUUUGAUUAUCCUACACACACCCUUUUGCCCGGCAUGAAAGUAGGAGUUAACCACAGAAAUGGCCACAUUUGGUCGAUUUCAUCAUGGUCAAGUGUGUAUUGGCCAGCACCAGGGCCUUUCACCCUUGUUUGGGACCCUAAUGGACGUGAACUGAAAAUCAAGCGACGAGGGGUGGUUUAUUGGACGAGUGGAAUCUUUAGAGAUGGGCAAUUUGAAUUUAUGAAACCUUAUGAUGAUAUGGGUAUGGUCAGGUUUGAGUUUAGCAUUGUUUCAAAUGAGAAUGAAGACUACUUCACUUACACUACUGCUAGUGUCAAUCAAAGUCAUAAACCAGAAUGGGUUCUAAACAUAUUUGGGCAACUCCUUGAAUUAGAAGGAAAUGUUAUUGCACCAGCAGAUCAGUGUUAUGGCUUUAACACUGAUAAAGGGUGCCAGAGUCGGGACUAUCCCAGUUGCAGGCAUAUUGGUGACACAUUUGUUGAGAACAAUGGUUACUUCAUAUCACUCACAUCCAAUCAGGCAACUGAGGAUGAUUUAAAUACAAGUCUCACCCUUAGCGAUUGCAAGGAAGCUUGUUGGCAAGAUUGUGACUGUCUUGGAUUCCUGUCUCUCUUCGAUAAUCAGACUGGAUGCAAAUUUUGGGUGGGAAACUGGGUCUUUAGUUCGCAUGACCUCUUUGGUUAUAGUAAUCCAAGAAUUUUUAUCCUAUCUGAGUUAUCUCGCAAUGAUACGAACAGUGCAGAUACAGCCAAUGAAGUAUCAGAUACUAAUAGAUGGAUAUGGAUUGGUACUUCCAUAGCUAGUGCUCUGUUGGUAAUGGUCAUUUGCAUCUUGUGUUUUCUCCUAAGAAGAAAAUUUCUCCCUUCAGGGAAACGCCAGCAAAAGAUUGAGAAGGAAUUGCUUGAUUUGGUGCAAUCUGAUCAAUCUUUUAAUGUCAAGGGGCUUCCAAAUGAUGAAAAGGUGGGACAUAGUGAUUUAGGAGUUCAUACUUAUGCAUCUGUCUUGGCCGCUACAAGCAACUUCUCUGAAGAAAACAAACUUGGAGAGGGGGGAUUUGGACCUGUUUAUAGGGGAAAGUCAGUGACAGGAAGAGACAUAGCUGUGAAAAGACUUUCCAGAUGUUCAGGGCAAGGAGCAUUGGAGUUUAAGAAUGAAUUGAUACUAAUAUCUGAACUCCAACAUACGAACCUUGUUCAACUUUUGGGAUUUUGCACUCAUGGGGAAGAGAGGAUGUUGAUAUAUGAGUAUAUGCCAAACAAAAGCUUGGACUACUUUUUGUUUGAUUCAGCCAGAGUGAUGCUACUAGAUUGGAAUAAGCGUUUCAGUAUAAUAGAAGGAAUCGCUCAAGGAUUGCUUUAUUUGCACAAAUACUCAAGAGUGAGAGUAAUUCAUAGAGAUUUGAAAGCUAGUAACAUACUACUUGAUGAAAACAUGAUUCCCAAAAUUUCGGACUUUGGGAUGGCAAGGAUUUUCUCGCACAAUGAACCACAAGCAAAUACUAACAGGGUUGUUGGCACAUAUGGUUACAUGUCUCCUGAGUAUGCCAUGCAAGGAACUUUCUCCAUAAAAUCUGAUGUCUACAGUUUUGGUGUAAUGAUGCUUGAAAUCAUAAGUGGCAGGAAAAACAACAGCUUCCACAACGAUGAUCGAGUGCUCAAUAUAGUAGGAUAUGCAUGGGAGUUGUGGAAGGAUGGUCGUGGGCUAGAAUUAAUGGAUCCAACACUAUCCGAUUCUUGUAUUGAGGAUCAAUUUUUAAGAUGCAUCCAUGUCGGUCUGUUAUGUGUCGAAGAAAAUGCAGUUGAUCGGCCCACCAUAUCAGAUAUCAUAUCUAUGCUGACAAAUGAAAGCAUUUAUCUACCUGUACCUACAAAGCCAGCAUUUUAUACAGAAAGAAAAGUUGUCAGGGCUGGUAUAGAUGGAAACGGAUCAGAAAUUAUAUCAGUAAAUGGUAUGUCCAAUUCUGAAUUUGAGGCACGUUAACGGUACUAAUACAUGCAUUAUGUAUCCAUUUUAUUGUUGCUCACCACUUGAGCUCUCGCCCUAUAUGUACUCAGCCUGUUAAAGAUGCUUGUAACACCGUUUUUCACAUAUGCAGACAGACUCAAAAUUCAUUGACACGUA
Messenger RNA from Rosa rugosa (rugosa rose), 2962 nucleotides. Its product is annotated as G-type lectin S-receptor-like serine/threonine-protein kinase CES101. Gene Ontology annotation, biological process: protein phosphorylation. The coding region runs from base 347 to 2821 and encodes 824 amino acids. Gene Ontology annotation, molecular function: protein serine/threonine kinase activity; ATP binding. NCBI's taxonomy places the organism in Eukaryota, Viridiplantae, Streptophyta, Magnoliopsida, Rosales, Rosaceae. The record is from RefSeq and is a predicted model, not a curated record. The transcript is spliced from 8 exons.